AUGAACAAAGUAUUUUAUGAUUUAAUACGAAAUUGUCCAAAAGGUCGUUGGGAUGGAAUUCAAAGAGUUUAUGGUCCUGAAACAGUUCAUCGAUUGCGAAGUGCAAUUCAAAUUGAAUAUACUUUAGCAACAAACGGUGCGAACAAUUUGUGGAAUUUAUUGAAAAAUGAAGAAUAUAUUCAAUCGCUUGGAGCUCUAACUGGAAAUCAAGCAAUGCAAAUGGUUCGUGCUGGUUUACAUGCGAUUCAUAUGUCAGGUUGGCAAGUGGCAGCAGAUGGAAAUACAAAUGGUUCAAUGUAUCCUGAUCAAAGUUUGUAUUCAUCAAAUUCAGGACCAGAAAUAGUUCGACGAAUAAAUAAAACUCUUGAACGUGCUUCACAAAUUGAACAAUCGGAAGGUGAAAUAAAACAUAAUUGGUUUGUUCCAAUUGUUGCUGAUGCUGAAGCAGGAUUUGGUGGACCAUUGAAUUGUUUUGAACUUACAAAAGCUUUUAUUGAAGCUGGAGCAGCAGGAAUUCAUUUCGAAGAUCAAUUAGCUUCACACAAAAAAUGUGGACAUUUAGGUGGAAAAGUUUUAAUCUCAACAAAUAAUCAUUUACGAAAUUUACAUGCUGCACGUUUAGCUGCAGAUAUUUGUGCUGUUCCAACGAUCAUUAUCAGUCGCACAGAUGCAGAAUCAGCUAAACUUUUAAUGUCAGAUAUUGAUGAACGAGAUAAAGAAUUUCUCGAUUUAUCUGCGGAUCGAACUUCCGAAGGAUUUUUUCGUUUAAAACAAGGAAUUGGAUUGAAACAUUGUAUUAAAAGAAGUCUUAAUUCAGCACCAUAUGCAGAUCUUCUUUGGUGGGAAACAUCAAAACCAAAUUUAGAACAGGCAAAAAUAUUUGCCGAAGCGAUACGAAAAGAAUUUCCGGAGAAAUUAUUAGUGUACAAUUGUUCACCUUCGUUCAAUUGGAAAGCGAAUUUAAGUCCAAAAGAAAUGAAAACAUUUCAAAUUGAACUUGCUGCAAUGGGAUACAAAUUUCAAUUGAUUGCACUUGCGGGAUUUCAUUCGUUGAAUUAUGGAAUGUUCAAACUUGCCAAAGAAUAUAAAGAACAAGGAAUGUUGGCGUAUUCACAAUUACAACAAGAAGAAUUUCAAGCAGAAAAAGAUGGAUAUACAGCAGUUCGACACCAAAGAGAAGUUGGAACGGGAUAUUUUGAUUUAGUGACUUUGGCAAUAACAGAAGGAGAAAACAAUACAACUGCAUUUUCUGAUUCGACAGAAGCGGAACAAUUCAAAUGGGAAAACAAAUAA
Molecule: messenger RNA, 1293 nt
Organism: Adineta ricciae
Lineage: Eukaryota; Metazoa; Rotifera; Eurotatoria; Adinetida; Adinetidae
Source: the annotation of a GenBank genome assembly